AUGGCGAAGAACACGAAGCAGCAAAAGAUCUCCGUGUUGUUAACGAAGCUCGGAGAUCGAGAUACUUUCACAAUGGCGGCUCGAGAGCUUGAUUUGAUGGCUAGACAGAUUGAUCCUACCUCCGGUAAUCUCCAGUCGUUUAUCUCCGUUAUACUCUCCGCCGACACCGGCGAUAAACCGGCCGUUCGUAAGCAUUGUAUUCACUUGCUCGCUGUAUUAUCCGUUUCUCUUCCUCCGAAUUCUCUGUCUCCUUUUCUCUCUAAGAUCCUCGCUCGCAUCACGAGACGCCUCCGUGAUCCGGACUCGUCUAUCCGCUCAACCUGCGUCGCGGCUGUGUCGGCGAUCUCUUCACGGACGACGAAACCUCCGUUUUCUUCGGCGUUUAUGAAGCCAUUGGCGGAUACGCUUUUCACAGAACAGGAGGUUAAUGCGCAGAUCGGAGCGGCGUUGUGUCUCGCGGCGGCGAUUGAUGCGGCGGAGGAUCCGGAUCCGGUUCGGUUAGGGCAAACACUAUUGCCUAAACUGGAGAAGUUGGUGAAGUGCAACGCGUUUAAGGCGAAAUCGGCGGGAGUUGUUGUGAUCGGAAGUGUGAUUGGUGCUGGUGGUGUAUCCGGAGCCACUAUGAGCUCCGGUGGAUUGAAAGGAUUGGUGGAUUGUUUGCUUAGCUUCUUGGUUAGUGAUGAUUGGGCGGCGAGGAAAGCCGCCGCUGAAGCUUUGGGGAAGUUAGCGACGAUGGAGAGAAAUGAAUUAGGAGAGUUCAAGUCUAGAUCCUUGAAGAUUUUCGAAAGCAGGAAAUACGAUAAGGUUAAAGCUGUGAGAGAUGUGAUGAUUCAGAUGAUGGAAGCAUGGAAACAAGUCCCAGAUUUAUCAGAGGAGAUUUCUCCACCCAGAUCUAAUGCUUCUUCUAAAGAUGAUGGAAGUGAUGGACGAUACCCUUCACGCUCUAGAGUUGGUUCAACAUCUGCUAAAUCAAGAACUCGUCUGGUUAACAGAUCGACUCCUCCCGGGAGCUCAAUCGCCACCACUGCUAGGAAUCGUGCUAACAUAAAGAGCAGUGAUCAGAAGAAAAUAAGCUCAGUACCGUCACGUACUAAAUCCAACGUAAGGAGCAGAUUGGACUGGAAAGCUGAAGGAGCUAGUAUUCCCACGGGUGCGCCUCUGGCAGAAGAACGUCAUGCACAUAAUGAAAACACAAAGGAAACGAGUCAUUCUAAUUACGAGAAGAUGCAGAAGUUAGGAGGUGUUGCUAGUACUCUUACUGGCAAUAUUCCACCAUCAUCCGGUGCUACAAUGGCAACAGGACAUCAUGUCAUGUCUGAAAACCAGAAUAGUCGUAACUGCAAAGGGCUUGAAGAUAUGUCUCUGAUCCGUAAUCAGCUUGUUCAGAUCGAACAACAGCAAUCCAAUCUAAUGGAUCUCCUUCAGAGAUUUAUCGGAAGCUCACAGGAUGGAAUGCGUGGUCUGGAAACUCGAGUUCACGGCUUAGAACUUGCGCUCGAUGAAGUUUCUUAUGAUUUAGCAGUUUCAAUUGGGAGAAUGAAUAACUGUUCAAGCAGAAACAACUGUUGUCUCCUUCCUCCUGGCAAUUUCAUUAGAUCCAAAUUCUGGAAGAAACCAGAUUCAAAGUAUUCGGCAUCGAGGCUGUCCACUUAUAGGAACAGAAAUGCGCAAACCAUCGGGAUACAAGACUCGAGGCAGCGGUUUAACGACACUGCUGGAUUUAUAGUCAACCCAUUAGCUGAAAUUCGACCAGAUAAUGGAUCUGCAGUUAUGACUCACAAUUGA
Messenger RNA from Arabis nemorensis, 1785 nucleotides. The record is from the annotation of a GenBank genome assembly. NCBI's taxonomy places the organism in Eukaryota, Viridiplantae, Streptophyta, Magnoliopsida, Brassicales, Brassicaceae.